ACAAUACUACAGGUCACAUAGCCUGUGCGAAAGAAAUACUGGCUACUCAAGAACUGGUGCAUUUGCUGCCGGUUGUCGUGGGUGUUACAACGAAACGCUCGCUAUGUCGGAUUACGACAGUGCUCGUCGUGCGUCGUGCCGUCCAGAAUCUAAAACCAUGUCGGAAGCCGAAAUGAUCAUGGAGGAGAAGCUGAGAAAAAAGAAGGAAGAGGAGGAGGAGAUGUGGCGCGAGUACAUCGAACAGCGUAAGGCCCAACGUGCGAAGGAGGAUGAGGAAUUGCGCAGGCUAAAAGAACGCCAAGCCAAACGUCGGGCGGCACGUGAGCAACAGGAGGCCGCCAUGAUGGAGUAUAAGAGGCGCAGCGAGGAGCAACGUGCCCGAGAGGUUGAGGAAAAAAAGAUCAAGGAGGCUGAGGCUAAGCGCAAACGUUUGGAAGAGGCUGAGAAAAAAAGGCAAGCUAUGCAAGCUGCCAAAGAGAAGAAGGAGAUGGAGCCUGUCAGGCCUAACUUUAGCAUCAACAAGAAGGAGGCGAUUGAUAUGGGCAACGCCCUAGGCACUUCCAACUUGGACAAAUUCGCUAACAUCAUGCACGCGCGCGGUGAAAUGGGCAAGACCAAGGAACAGCUUGAAGAAGACAAAACCACUAUCCUAGCGAUGCGCGUACCGCCUCUCCAGAUUGAGGGUCUGUCCGCCGAUGAACUCAAGAAGCGCGCCAAGGAACUUUGGGAGCGUAUCGUCUCGCUGGAGUCCGAUAAGUAUGAUCUGGAAGACCGUCAAAAACGUCAGGAUUACGAUCUGAAGGAGUUGGCCGAGCGUCAGAGGCAGAUCAACAGGAAUAAGGCAUUGAAGAAAGGUCUUGACCCUGAGGCUUUAUCUGGAAAAUAUCCUCCCAAGAUUCAAGUUGCGUCGAAGUACGAACGCAGGACAGACCGUAGAACAUAUGAGGAUAAAAAGGAAUUGUUCUCGGGAGGCUUCGAAGCGGCCUAUGAUGCCGACCUCGAAAAGAUCUGGGAGGAGAAGAUGAUGGCAUUUAAGGAGCGCGAAGGCCCUAAGGAACUGCCCAAAUGGGACCCUGAGAAUCCGAAAAACAAACAAGUGUACGAUCGUACCCGUGCUGACUACGAUGACGACGACGAGGACGAUAUUCCCGUGCCGGUGUUCAAGCCGCCUGAGGAUUUUAUGAUGACACCAGCACCGCCCGCCCGCGAGCCUGAGCCCGAGCCCGAAGCUGAGGAGGAAGAGGCUGAGGAGGAAGAAGCGGAAGAAGAAGAAGAAGAAGAAGAAGAAGAAGAGUAAAUUUAAAACACUUCUAAGAUUUGAUAGUGGUCUACCGCCCCCCACUCGUAGUCUUCCUGAGCACAUCUAGACCAAAGGCAAAAAGGUGCCGCUGUUCUACACGAAUAUUAAACUACCAGCGAUGGCGGGAGUUGUGCAGCUAACGAAUAGACCUCUGUAGUCUCCUAACCUAGCAAAAGUGAUAAAAAUACAGCAAGCUAAUAAAGGCGCUAAGUGAAUAAAAAACAACCUAAUUGACAAACGACUUGUCGCUGGCGCUACCGCUUG
Varroa destructor (honeybee mite) is the source of this 1564-nucleotide messenger RNA. RefSeq names its product Troponin T, skeletal muscle (gene up). Gene Ontology annotation, biological process: sarcomere organization; regulation of muscle contraction; muscle contraction. Gene Ontology annotation, cellular component: troponin complex. The record is from RefSeq and is a predicted model, not a curated record. Gene Ontology annotation, molecular function: tropomyosin binding. Lineage: Eukaryota; Metazoa; Arthropoda; Arachnida; Mesostigmata; Varroidae.